Contarinia nasturtii (swede midge) is the source of this 743-nucleotide messenger RNA. RefSeq names its product peptidyl-prolyl cis-trans isomerase-like 3. Gene Ontology annotation, biological process: protein peptidyl-prolyl isomerization; protein folding. Gene Ontology annotation, cellular component: catalytic step 2 spliceosome. The record is from RefSeq and is a predicted model, not a curated record. The transcript is spliced from 4 exons. Lineage: Eukaryota; Metazoa; Arthropoda; Insecta; Diptera; Cecidomyiidae. Gene Ontology annotation, molecular function: peptidyl-prolyl cis-trans isomerase activity. The coding region runs from base 117 to 602 and encodes 161 amino acids.
CAAAUGUUAAAUUCAGCUCAUUUGGAGAAUGUCAAACACAGUUUACUGUGUACAUAACCUCAAUCUGAAAUCGUAAACAUUAUGUUGACAAACGAUUUUGAUACAUACACAAAAAAAUGUCGGUUACACUGCACACAGAUGUUGGCGAUAUAAAAAUUGAACUAUUUUGUGAAGAUUGCCCGAAAGCUUGUGAAAACUUUUUGGCAUUGUGCGCCAGCGACUAUUAUAAUGGAUCUCUAUUUCAUCGCAACAUAAAAGGAUUUAUUGUUCAGACCGGCGAUCCGACUGGAACUGGAAAAGGUGGCACUUCAAUUUGGAAUACGAAAUUUCCUGAUGAAUUUAAAGACAAUCUCAAACAUAGUGAACGUGGGAUGCUAUCGAUGGCGAACUCCGGUCCCGAUACAAAUCAAAGUCAAUUCUUUUUCACGUACGCCGCACAACCACAAUUGGAUUUGAAAUACACAAUCUUUGGCCGAAUCAUCGAUGGUUUUGAUGCACUUGAUGAACUUGAAAAACUGACCGUAAAUCCCAAAACAUAUAAGCCGCUCGUUGAAAAACGAAUAAAUAGUGUGACCAUACAUGCAAAUCCAUUGGCUGGUUGAAUUUUUUAAUUAAACUAUUUCAUGAUUUAAAUGCAAAUAAUGAACAGUGACAUAAGAUAAAUAAGAGUUUUUCAUUGAUCACUUUGUUGAAUACUUCAGAAUAAUGAUAAAGAUUUAAUAAAGGCGAAUUUGUACCAAUUA